This is a messenger RNA of Knipowitschia caucasica, 261 nucleotides long. The record is from the annotation of a GenBank genome assembly. NCBI's taxonomy places the organism in Eukaryota, Metazoa, Chordata, Actinopteri, Gobiiformes, Gobiidae.
AUGCUGGUUCAUGUCUCCAUAACUCUGUCAAAGACUCAAUCCCCUCAAUGGGCUUUCUGUGAUAGGCCUUCAAGCAGACAGCUCCCGGUGAUCCCAAUGGACAGAAGCCAAGUCUCUGAUCUCUCGUGCGGCCUGGGAGGAAAGUGCCGCGGCUCGAGCACAGCGUCUGCCAGUGUCAUUGAGGUGUGGACAACCGUGAGGAGGACUACCCGGCGAUCUCACAAAGACGUGACCAGACCCCUAGCGGUGGAGGAGGCAUGA